Cucumis melo (muskmelon) is the source of this 1187-nucleotide messenger RNA. RefSeq lists its product as uncharacterized. The record is from RefSeq and is a predicted model, not a curated record. Lineage: Eukaryota; Viridiplantae; Streptophyta; Magnoliopsida; Cucurbitales; Cucurbitaceae. Bases 61 to 783 code for a protein of 240 amino acids. The transcript has 4 exons.
UCUAUACCAACCAUCAUUGGAUGUGGUGUAGAUAAAGUAAACGAUGAUGCCAUACCACGAAUGCUGAAGUGGGUGUGCCAACAAUCACCAAAGUCUCAAACUAUAAGCCAGGUGUUUGACUCGCCAAUGUUGAUAAUUAAGGUGGUCAUUGAGAUGACACAUGAAGAGGAGCAGUUGAAAAUUGCUUCAGGUGAACCUUUUGAAAACCUCUGCUCAUCUAUCAUUGUUCAGUUGAAGAAUGGUGGUUCAAAAAGAGGAAGAGAAGUUGUUAACGAUGAAGGUGACUUCAAAAAGAGUAAGAAACAAAAGUCAAAGUCCAAGAUGAAAAAGGCUAUUCGGAAUCUCCAAGAUCGAGUAGUGGUUGUUGAAGGGCAACUUACUAGUAUAAAAUCAGAUAUUGACGAAUUGAAGGGCAUGAUGUCAACCAUAUUGAAGCACAUUGGACUUCAAAGAAAGGGUGACGAAGGAGACCGCAAGCGGUUUGAAGGCUUAGUAGAUCAUACACUAGAAAGUGAAGAAAUGGAUAAUGCUAAGACCGAAGAUGUUGACACAGGCGGUACCCCUAAUUGGUUGAGGAUGCCAAAGGAGGAUGACACAAGUAAUGGGGCAAAACACAUUGAACUGAAAAAGAAGGGCGACGAAGAUGUUCACACUGUCGGUACCCCUCCUUGGUUGAGGUUUAAUAUUCAGUUAAAGAAGUCAAUCGACGUGUUGGAGAAGAAGGUCGAGAUUGGUUUAGAGGAGCCAAUCAAUAUGUGGAGAAGAAGGUUGAGAUUGGUCUAGAAGAGCCAAUAGAUGUCGUUGAUGAUGAGGUUGAAAUGAGGACAGUGGGAAAAAACUUCGUACUCAUUUUGAUUCAGACAUCACAGAGAUAGAACCAUUUCCCACUCAACGACCACACGUUCGGCCCGCCCGUAGGAAGCAUGCAAGUGUUUACCUAUCAACCCCAUAUACAACUUUACCUAAACGGUCUAUGACAUCAACCACCACUACCCCAUAUACACACGUUCGGCCUCUCAGAUUGUGGCGUAUUCACCAUUAAGUAUUUUGAGUACAUAGCUGUUGGUUUUGAUUUAGAUACAUCAUGUCAAGAAAAUUACAUGUCGUACUUCAGAAAACAAUUGACAUUUCAAUUAUGAACCAACACUCCUAUGUAUUGAACUUUUUUGCAAGAUUUGUAGUAGUUG